Molecule: messenger RNA, 1419 nt
Organism: Microthlaspi erraticum
Lineage: Eukaryota; Viridiplantae; Streptophyta; Magnoliopsida; Brassicales; Brassicaceae
Source: the annotation of a GenBank genome assembly
AUGGCUAUAGAAGCAAACCGGAGUCACAAUGAUCACUACCGAAGACUCACUUUCGCCGCUUAUUUGAAAUCGGAAUCCUUCGCCGGGGACGAAGCAUACCACACAGACGAAGAUCACAACCACGGCGUUUACCAAAACGCGGUUAGCAGCACCAACAGCGAUUCUCAGCGUCCAAGCAACGCCUCAACCGCUAGCAGCGACUCAUCAUCACCAAGCUAUCCGUUAUCUCCGUGGAACCAAACUUACUAUCCGCACAACGACAAUACGACGGCGUUUUCGUCCACUACGCAAUCCCCGUGGAACCAAACAUACUCUCCGUACAACAAAUCCCCGUGGGUUUACCAAGCCCGGAACAGCGAUUUCGAGGAUGACCAUGACAACGGUUUAAUCGGUACGAUCGUGAGAGAAGAAGGACACGUGUACUCUAUUGCUGCUUCUGGGGAUCUUCUCUUCACAGGAUCCGAUUCCAAGAACAUUCGGGUCUGGAAAGAUCUGAAAGAUUUCUCCGGGUUUAAAUCGAUGAGCGGGUUUGUCAAAGCGAUUGUCAUAACCGGAGAUAACCGGGUUUUCACCGGUCAUCAAGACGGUAAAAUCCGGGUUUGGAGAGGCUCGAAGAGAAACCCGGAGAAAUACUCACGAGUCGGAAGCUUGCCGACUCUGAAAGAGUUUCUCACCAAAUCGGUGAAUCCGAGAAACUACGUCGAAAUUCGCCGCCGGAAAAACGUCCUGAAGAUCCGACAUUUCGACGCCGUGUCGUGUUUGACCGUAAACGAAGAUCUCGGUUUGCUCUACUCCGGUUCGUGGGACAAGACGCUAAAAGUCUGGAGAUUAUCCGAUUCGAAAUGUCUGGAAUCGAUCGAGGCUCACGACGACGCGGUCAACACGGUGGUCGCCGGAUUCGACGAUUUGCUAUUCACCGGAUCAGCCGACGGAACGUUGAAAGUAUGGAAACGUGAGCUUCAAGGGAAAGAGAUGAAGCAUGUUUUGGUACAAGUGUUGAUGAAGCAAGAGAGCGCUGUAACGGCGUUAGCCGUUAACUUAGCGGACGCUGUGGUUUACUGUGGAUCGUCUGACGGUUCCGUUAAUUUCUGGGAGCGGAAGAAAUAUUUGACUCACGGUGGGACGAUUCACGGCCACCGAAUGGCGGUGCUCUGUCUCACCUCCGUGGGGAGUCUGUUGUUGAGCGGUGGAGCGGAUAAGAAUAUUUGCGUUUGGAAGAGAAACGGCGACGGAUCGCACACGUGUCUCUCCGUUUUGAUGGAUCACGACGGUCCCGUUAAAUGUUUGACGGCGGUUGAAGAGGCGGCGGACGAUAGCGACGACGACGAUAGAGAGAAAGGAGAUCGACGGUGGAUAGUGUACAGUGGGAGCUUGGACAAAUCGGUGAAAGUGUGGCGCGUGACGGAUUACGCGUCUUAA